AUGACAACUACUCACAGUUCAUUCUCCAUUCGAUCAGUCCUUGAGAAGGAAAAGUUGAAUGGAUCGAAUUUCCUUGAAUGGUACCGAAACCUGAGAAUUGUUCUCAAACAGGAGAAAAAGGACUAUGUCUUGGAAAAGAAACUUCCUGAAAAACCUAAAACAAAUGCUCAACAUGCAGAGAGGAAUGCUUGGGAGAAACAUUCCAAUGAUAUGGUUGAUGUGUGUUGUCUUAUGUUGGCUACCAUGAACUCGGACUUGCAGAAGCAAUAUGAGAACGUGGAUUCGCCAAUUGACAUGAUCACUAGCCUGAAGGGUAUGUUUCAGGAGCAAGCACGAACUGAGAGAUACCAAACGGUUAAAACUCUCAUUGAGUGCAAGCUUCCUAAGAACAGUCCAGUUAGCCCUCAUGUCAUUAAGAUGAUGGGUUAUAUUGAUAACUUGGCAAAACUGGACUGCCCAAUCAGCCAAGAGUUGGCCACUGACCUCAUUAUGCAGUCAUUGCCGUCAAGUUUUGAUCAGUUUGUUAUGAACUAUAACAUGAACAACAUGACAAAGACUUUGACUGAGCUGCAUGGGAUGCUUAAAUCUGCUGAACCCAACAUCAUGAAGGACACCCCUCACGUCCUAAUGGUACAAGGGGGUAAGAAGUUUAAGAAACAUGGUAAGGACAAGGGAAAGGGCAAGGCAAGCUGGGUUAAGAACCCAAGCAAUUCCGAACCUACUCCUAAGACCAAACCUGGUCCUUCUGGUGAAGACAAGUGUCAUUAUUGUAAUGAUUCUGGUCAUUGGAAGAGAAACUGCAAGAAAUACUUGGAAGAUCUGAAAAAGAAGAAGAAGACUUUUGAGACUUCAUCUUCAGGUAUUUAUGUUAUAGAAGUAAAUGUUGCUACUUCCAGUUCUACUUCAUGGGUAUUAGAUACCGGCUGUGGUGCUCAUAUUUGUGUUAAUAUGCAGGGCCUAAGCAACAGUAGAACUUUGGAGAAAGGACAAGUGGACCUGCGUGUGGGAAAUGGAGCAAGAGUUGCUGCAUUAGCUAAUGAAGUACAAAACCAGCUUGGUAAAACAAUCAAAGCCCUUCGAUCAGAUCGAGGAGGAGAGUAUUUAAGCCAAGCUUUCAUUGACCAGCUUAAGGAGUGUGGAAUUGUUUCACAACUCACUCCUCCUGGAACACCACAAUGGAAUGAAAAUAAGCUUGGACCCAAAUCUGAUAAAUGCUUCUUUGUUGGUUAUCCAAAAGAAACUAAAGGUUAUUACUUUUACAACCCUGCCGAGACCAAAGUGUUUGUUGCUCGAAAUGGUGUCUUCCUGGAAAGAGAAUUUCUUUCUAAGAAGAACAGUGGGAGUGAAGUACAACUCGAAGAAGUUCGAGAGACACAUGAGGCUCCGACUUCCCAGGAAGAGCCUCAGUUAGAUUUACGAGCAGUCGUAGUAUCUACACCUGUGGAACCUGAAGUACGUAGGUCCGAAAGGGCUCGUCACGAACCUAAUAGAUAUGGGGUUUGGGUGACAGACGAUCAUGAUCUAUUUCUAAUAGAAAGUGAUGAACAUACGUCUUUCGAGGAAGCAAUGAUGGGCCCUGAUUCCGAAAAAUGGCUAAAAGCCGCAUAUUCCGAAAUGGAUUCCAUGUCAGAAAACCAAGUAUGGACUUUGGUUGAUUUACCUGAUGGUGUUAAAGCCAUUGAGUGUAAAUGGGUUUUCAAGAAGAAAAUUGACAUGGAUGGUAAUAUUCAGAUAUAUAAAGCUAGAUUGGUGGCAAAAGGUUAUAAACAAAUUCAUGGUGUAGACUAUGAUGAAACCUAUUCCCCAGUUGCAAUGCUUAAAUCCAUUCGGAUUCUCCUAGCUACUGCCGCUUAUUAUGAUUAUGAGAUAUGGCAGAUGGACGUGAAAACAGCUUUCCUUAAUGGAAAACUCGAAGAGGAUGUAUACAUGAUACAACCUGAAGGUUUCACAAGUCCUGAAAAUGCUGGGAAAGUAUGCAAACUUCAACGUGCCAUUUAUGGGUUGAAGCAAGCAUCUCGGAGUUGGAAUCUUCGUUUUGAUGAAGCAAUCAAAGAGUUUGAUUUCAUUAGAAAUGAAGAAGAACCGUGCGUUUACAAGAAGACUAGUGGGAGCGCAGUUGCAUUUUUGGUAUUGUAUGUAGAUGACAUAUUUCUCAUUGGGAAUGAUAUUCCUUUACUUAAGUCUGUAAAGGCUUGGCUAGGAAGUUGUUUUUCAAUGAAAGACAUGGGAGAAGCUGCUUAUAUCCUUGGAAUAAGAAUCUAUAGAGAUAGAUUGAAUAAACUUAUUGGACUUUGUCAAGACACUUAUAUAGAUAAGGUCUUGCACAGGUUUAGUAUGCAUGAUUCCAAGAAAGGCUUUCUACCAAUGUCUCAUGGCAUUUCUCUUAGCAAGACGCAGUGCCCUUCGACACAUGAUGAGCGAGAGCGCAUGAGUAGAAUCCCAUAUGCUUCUGCUAUAGGAUCUAUCAUGUAUGCCAUGCUUUGUACUCGUCCAGAUAUUGCAUGUGCUUUGAGUAUGACGAGUAGAUACCAAUCAGAUCCAGGUGAGAGUCACUGGACAGCAGUCAAGAAUAUCCUUAAGUAUUUAAGAAACACUAAGGAUAAGUUUUUGGUCUAUGGAGGAAGUGAUGAACUUGUUUUGAGUGGUUACACUGAUGCUAGUUUUCAGACAGACAAAGAUGAUUUCCGUUCUCAAUCUGGAUUUAUCUUUUGUCUUAAUGGAGGCGCUGUGAGCUGGAAGAGCUCCAAGCAAAGCACCGUGGCAGACUCAACAACUGAAGCUGAAUAUAUUGCUGCUUCUGAAGCGGCAAAGGAGGCUGUUUGGAUUAGGAAAUUCAUUACUGAACUAGGUGUGAUUCCUAGUAUUUUUAGCCCGGUGGAUCUCUAUUGUGACAACAAUGGAGCCAUUGCCCAGGCAAAGGAACCUAGAUCACACCAGAAAUCCAAACACAUUGAAAGGCGAUAUCAUCUCAUUCGUGAUAUUGUUGAUAGAGGAGAUGUGAAGAUUAGCAGAGUCUCAACGGAUGCAAAUGUUGCUGAUCCUUUGACGAAGCCUCUUCCACGGCCUAAGCACGAGAGUCAUACUACUGCUAUAGGCAUUAGAUUUCUUAAACAGUGA
Messenger RNA from Microthlaspi erraticum, 3117 nucleotides. The record is from the annotation of a GenBank genome assembly. Lineage: Eukaryota; Viridiplantae; Streptophyta; Magnoliopsida; Brassicales; Brassicaceae.